UCAAACAAGCAAAGAAAAGAAUUCACUUCCUCUUUCUCUUCCACUAUUCUCUAUAUUGUUUCCCUCUCUAUCUCAUUCUGAAACUCUUAAGACUCUCUUUCUUAAUUUCUCUCUUCACCAUAAAGUUUUUUAGAAGAAUUGUCACGAUGAUCCAUGUUUUCCUUCUAUUUUCUCUCUGUUUUUCAGAUUAUGGUUUUCUACAAGGAGUUACUUCUCUAGGCAUCAACUACGGUCAAGUGGGCAACAAUUUGCCUCCACCCGACAGGGUUCUUGAUCUCUUAAGUUCCCUUAAGAUCACAAAAGCAAGAAUCUAUGACACCAAUCCUCAAAUUUUAACAACAUUUGCCAACUCCAACAUUGAGCUUAUUGUCACAGUUGAAAACCAAAUGCUACCUGUCGUCAUGGAUCCCCAAAAAGCACUUCAAUGGGUUAGUACCCACAUCAGGCCUUAUUUUCCGGCCACCAAGAUCACCGGGAUCGCAGUAGGAAAUGAAGUCUUUACCGAUGACGACACAUCACUCAUAGGAUAUCUUGUCCCUGCCAUAGUCAGCAUCCAUGAUGCUUUAGUUCAAUUAGGCCUAGAUAGGUACAUUCAGGUUUCGACAUCCAAUUCGUUAGCAGUUCUUGAGGAAUCUUACCCUCCUUCAUCUGGUAGUUUCAAGAGUGAGGUCUCGGGAGCCAUGUCACAGUUUUUACAGUUUUUGUCAAGCACUGGUUCUCCAUUUUGGAUCAAUGCCUAUCCAUAUUUUGCUUACAAGGAUGCUCCAAACAAGAUUUCCCUGGAUUAUGUACUUUUUAACAGAAAUCCAGGAAUGGUCGAUCCUUCCACCAACCUACACUAUGACAACAUGUUAUACGCACAGGUAGAUGCUGUUGUUUAUGCCAUGUUUAGGUUGGGUUAUGACGGGAUCGAGGUGAGGGUUUCAGAGACGGGGUGGCCGUCCAAAGGGGAUCCUGAUGAAAUCGGAGCAACAGCUGAGAAUGCAGCUGUUUACAACAGGAAUUUGUUGAGAAGGCAGAUGAGUAAUGAGGGGACACCUUUGAGACCAAACAUGAGGCUAGAAGUGUAUUUGUUUGCUUUGUUCAAUGAGGAUAUGAAGCCAGGACCGACUUCAGAAAGGAACUACGGUCUUUUUCAACCUGAUGGAACCAUGGCUUACAAUGUGAGCCUCUCUGCCUUGGCAACAACGUCAUCAACAUCAUCAGCUUCCAUUUCUCUUACUUCCUAUGCGACCAAGGCCGCCAAGAUGGAAUAUCAAAGCUUAGUGUACUGGAUGUUUGUGUAUUUGAUGACUUUCCAAGUUUUUAUGAGAAGACAAUAUUAAGCAGAAUGGUGACUGCAUGUAAAUAUUACAUUUUGGUAAGAAAAGAAUUGAGGUUUUCCUUUUUUAGGUCUUUCUGUCCUUCAUGAAGAAAAAAAAAUGAAAGAAAAAAGACCACUUGACAAGACCGACGGUACCCCAAUUUGGCACAAGUUAAUCCACCAAAUUGAACUUCCCCAAAGUUGAUGAUAGUUUCAUGGGUAUCCUUUCAACAUACCAACUUCAACAAAGGAUCAAAUUAACCAUUAUGAUCAAAUGGGCAUAAUUUCAAAACAUACCCUUUUGUGAAUUGGAUUGAUUAUUAUUGAUCAUGUUGAAGAUUAAUGGAACAGAUUAAAGAAAAGCUUUAGCUUGUUUAUUUGUUUCCUAAUUAGAGUAAACAAAGCCAUUCUAUUUCUUUUUAUUGUAGCCGCGCAAGAUGAUGUACAAGAAUUAUUUUCUCAAUUCUCGUAAAAAGAAGUAUUAUUAUUUUUA
Molecule: messenger RNA, 1796 nt
Organism: Durio zibethinus
Lineage: Eukaryota; Viridiplantae; Streptophyta; Magnoliopsida; Malvales; Malvaceae
Product: glucan endo-1,3-beta-glucosidase 10-like
Biological process (GO): carbohydrate metabolic process
Molecular function (GO): hydrolase activity, hydrolyzing O-glycosyl compounds
Source: RefSeq, a predicted model, not a curated record